Messenger RNA from Labeo rohita (rohu), 1355 nucleotides. RefSeq names its product erythropoietin b (gene epob). Gene Ontology annotation, cellular component: extracellular region. The record is from RefSeq and is a predicted model, not a curated record. Gene Ontology annotation, molecular function: erythropoietin receptor binding; cytokine activity; hormone activity. Gene Ontology annotation, biological process: nucleate erythrocyte development. NCBI's taxonomy places the organism in Eukaryota, Metazoa, Chordata, Actinopteri, Cypriniformes, Cyprinidae. The transcript has 5 exons. The coding region runs from base 177 to 737 and encodes 186 amino acids.
CGAGCCCUGGAAUACUAUCAAGGACACAGGAGGAACAGGGUCACGCAAAAGUCAUACGGUCCAUGCGUUGAGCUCAAAUCUGCGCAGUCUGCAGUAACCACAGGGUGCAAAAAGGAACACAAAAGUCGCAAUUAAGGAUUUAAGAACAUUAUGCAUUAUAAAAAUGCACCUUGCGAAUGCAAACGUUUUCAGGUCUGGUGUCAGUUUUGAUGGUGUUUGUGUGGCUGGGUGGAAACCAGGUCUCAACCCUCCGACCGAUCUGUGACCUGAGGGUUCUGGACCACUUUGUACGAGAAGCUCGAGAUUCUGAAGUCAUCAUGCGAGGCUGCAGAGGAGGCUGUGGAGUGAUGAAAUCCUACUUUGUUCCUCUGACUAGUGUUGACUUUGCUGUUUGGGAACAUAUAGAUGUUCAUGGACAGGCCAUGGAGGUCCAGACUGGUCUGUCUCUUCUGGAUCAGGCCCUAAAUAAUGCGAUGAAAUCAGUGAGCAACUCUCCUCUGGCCAGUGCACUGGAUAACAACAUCAGUAACAUUCACAGCCUCGGCCAGAUCCUGCACAGUCUUGACUUACAGCAGGCCAGGUCCACAGUUCUUCCAGAUGAUUCAGCUCCUGCCAGCGCACAGACACAGGAGGUCUCCUCUCUCCCAGAACUUCUGCAGGUGCAGAGCAGUUUCCUGCGAGGGAAAGUCAGACUCCUGCUUUCAGCUGCACCAGCCUGCCAACGGCAAAACAGCUGAUGCGAGCUCAGAGGAGCUUGGGAACUGUUUACAGCAGUCACACAUACACAAAAACCGGGACAAGAACACUUGAUUGUGACACAUUACUCGAUCCUAAAUCUUAAAGAGCUUAUGCGUUCCAGGUGUCGCUCCUCUGCAUUCGAAAGCCUGCGGUCAUGUGCAGAGCGAAAACAGCAGUGACACCUUGACUUAUUCAACAAGGCAGAAGAACCUGCAGAGGAACAUUUCAGAGCUCACAAGUGGACUUAUAUCGGUGUUGCGAACAGCUUGUCUGGCUGUAUCCAGCCACCUGGACUACAGUACACCUGAGACACUUUUAUGUAAUUAUAUUUGUAUGUUUUCUACAAAUCCAUGAAUUGUGCUGCUAUUUGUUAGUUUUUAAGCAGGCAGUGUGCUGUCUGUGUACGCGUACUACAGGACACGUCCCUUGCGUAGUUUAACGGCAGGACCAAAGGACUUUUUAGGGUUCAGCAGGGUUUACCACGUGAACACAAUGCUGUAGCAUGAAGUAUGCUUCCAUCUAGAGGACAAAACAGGAAGUUUAAAUGAAACUGUAAGUAUACAGUAGACACAUCAGGACAUCUCCAUGCAAAUAAGGAGACAGGUUGUCAGUAUGUU